AUGGAAGAGAUUACGAAAGGAGUGAGCAAGAUGGAGAUUGUGGAAUCUCUGGAGAAGAAUCGAAUUCAAGUUUACAAUACUGAGAAGCCCCUUUUCUUCUACGUUAAUCUCGCCAAGUUUACAAUACUGAGAAGCCCCUUUUCUUCUACGUUAAUCUCGCCAAGAGAUACAUGCAGCCAUACAAUGAGGUUGAGCUUUCAGUACUUGGAAUGGGAUGUCGACACCGGCGAGGAAGCGAUUGAUGAGAGAUUACAAGCGGUUGCAGCAGGAUCCUCCGAUUGGCAUCAGUGGCACACCUUGUGA
Messenger RNA from Fraxinus pennsylvanica, 303 nucleotides. NCBI's taxonomy places the organism in Eukaryota, Viridiplantae, Streptophyta, Magnoliopsida, Lamiales, Oleaceae. The record is from the annotation of a GenBank genome assembly.